Messenger RNA from Paramecium tetraurelia, 1761 nucleotides. RefSeq lists its product as uncharacterized. The record is from RefSeq and is a predicted model, not a curated record. Gene Ontology annotation, cellular component: cytoplasm; autophagosome. The transcript is spliced from 9 exons. Gene Ontology annotation, molecular function: protein serine/threonine kinase activity; ATP binding. Gene Ontology annotation, biological process: peptidyl-serine phosphorylation; protein autophosphorylation; autophagy. NCBI's taxonomy places the organism in Eukaryota, Ciliophora, Oligohymenophorea, Peniculida, Parameciidae.
AUGAAUAAUUAAUAGAGUAGGAACUUCGUUGGAAAGAAGAUUGAUGAUUAUAUACUUGUAGAUGUAUUAGGCACAGGAGCCUUCGGAUAAGUUUUCUCGGCUUAGAAUAUCAUUACUAAGGAUUCUGUGGCCAUCAAGUCAGUGUCUAAAGCUAAAUUAAAAGAACAUAAUGGCUUAGUUGGAUAAUUACUAAAGACAGAAGUUUAAGUACUUGCUUAAUGCAGCAAUAUUAAUGUGGUUAAGAUGAAUAAGUAUCUGGAAAGCGAGAAUAAUUGCUAUUUAGUAAUGGAAUAUUGCAAUUAAGGAGAUCUUGAAUAAUUGUGGAAGAAAAAGAAUAGAAUAAUCCCAGAGGUAGAGGCUAUCUAAUACAUCAAAUAGAUAUUAAAUGGCAUGAGAGGAUUGCACGAAAUGAAUGUUAUUCAUAGAGAUUUAAAAUUGCCAAAUAUACUAAUCUCUAAUAAUGUUCUAAAAAUAGGAGAUUUGGGUUUUGCUAAAAGAAUGGAGAGUUUAGACGGAGUAGUCAAAGAAGCAUUAGGUACAUUAGGCACCAUGGCACCUGAAAUCAUUGAGUUCAAACCAUAUGGAAUUCUUGCUGAUAUGUUUUCCAUUGGAGCCAUUUACUAUCAAAUGCUCUUUGGAGUUCUCCCAUUCAGUAUCAAAAGCUACAAUGAUUUCUUGAAAGAUGUCAAAUCAAGUAUCUUCUAUAGUAUUAUUCUUUAAGAUUAGCCUAACUUUUCAAGAAAUAACAUAAAAAUAUCUAAGGAAUCAUAGGAAUUAUUAAUUCGAAUGCUAAAUCCAGAACCUAAAUUAAGAUUGUAAUGGAAUUAACUAUAUGAGUCUCCAUUAUUUUCCAAUUAAGUUGUAAAUCCAGCCUUAUGUUAGUUAACAGUAGAAUAGGUAGUAGCUAAAUAAGUAGAUUUGAAAAUGAAUAAGCAAGUCUAUUAGCAAAACUAAUAAAAAUUUGACAACAUCAAUAAUUAGGAUAUGAUAAAGAAGCUAUAAUUUGAUGUUCCAAAUUUAGAGCACAAAUAAGUUUAGGAUAAUUCUAAUGAUGAGAAACUAUUAUAGGAGGCUCUUAAAUAAAAGCAAAUGUAGCAGUAGAAGACGAAUGAUCUAAACAAUGUGUUUGAGAAAUAUCUUAAUGAAAGAAAUACUCUUGUAUUUUUAGGCACUGUUCUUCAUGAAAUUCAUUAGAGGAAACAUACCCAAAACACUAAUGUGUUUCUUCCUGCCUUCAUUAUUUCAAAGAAAUUAAUUAUUGAAAUGAAUCGCUUCUUGGAAGUACUAAGAUAAUAGAGAAAUAUCUAUCAAUGUGCAUAUUUCUUUGAACUUUACACUUUCCCUUAAUUUAAUGCCUUUAUUAAGUUAUGUGAAGAGGAUUUCUAAAUUCAGAUGGCUCAUUAUAAUGUGAUACAAUAACAAUUACAAACUAUCCUAUUUCAAAUGUAAAACUAAGCUAAUGAAAAAUAUAUAUCAGAAUUAUCACCUGCACCUUCAGGAUAAUUUGAAGAGAAUUAUCGAGAUAUCUUGAUUAAUUAUUAUAUGUAAUUAUAGGAUGAAAAGGGUUUAAAUGACGAUUAAGACAAUGCUAUAAAUAAUUUGUCUAUUUAUAUUUUAGAUACAAUAUUAUUUGAUAAGGAAGUUAAAAGAUAAUUAUUAAACCAGAAAGUUGAGGACUAUCUCGAUAAGUUCAAUUUCUUGACUUGCAAGGAGAAGGAUGAAAUGAUCGCUUAAAAAUUUUAGCAAAUAUAUUCAUUUUGA